AUGGAUCCAGCCUUCAUGAGUCGCUGUGUUGUUCGAGGCGCCAGAAAGGUGCCUGCGGUGAGGUACUACAGCAUCGUCCAUGAUGUGCCUCGAGGCGGUCCUGGCCUGGCUCAGUCCUCCCCCCCACCGCCGCCGCAGUCGCGCUCUGUCUUCGACCAAGCAGUCAACGCAACCGGCCCUCGCAACAACUGGACCAAGGAAGAGAUCUCCCAAAUACAUCAGACUCCUCUGAUGGAACUUGCCUUUGCUGCUGGCACCGUCCACCGCAGAUUCCAUAAGCCUUCGGCUGUACAAUUGUGCACAUUGAUGAACAUCAAGACAGGCGGGUGCACCGAAGAUUGCUCCUACUGCGCUCAGUCAUCUCGGUACAAGACCAAUCUACAAGCCACCAAGCUUUCUACAGUCGACUCGGUGAUCGAGGCAGCAAAGAUCGCAAAGGCUAAUGGGUCCAACCGCUUCUGCAUGGGAGCCGCUUGGCGAGACAUGCGUGGUCGGACAAGAGGUAUGAAGAACAUUGUCGACAUGGUUAAAGGAGUCAGAUCGCUGGGCAUGGAAGCCUGUGUCACCCUCGGUAUGCUGGACAAGCAGCAGGCCAAGGAGUUGAAAGAAGCCGGAUUGACGGCAUACAACCACAACGUCGACACGUCAAGAGAACAUUACCCAAAUGUCAUCACCACCAGAAGCUACGAUGAGCGCCUACAGACACUGGAGAAUGUUCGUGAAGCAGGUAUUCACGUUUGCAGUGGUGGCAUUCUUGGACUCGGCGAAACUCCACGCACCGAUCACGUAGGACUCAUUCAUACGCUGGCCACGCUGCCUGAACACCCAGAAUCGUUCCCCGUCAACAAACUUGUUCCUAUCAAGGGAACACCGAUGUUCGGGCAAGAUCCUGUGAAGCUGGAGGAUAUGGUCAGAUGCAUCGCGACUGCACGCUUAGUCAUGCCAAAGACCAUCAUCAGAAUCGCAGCAGGAAGAGUCACCAUGCCAGAGAGCGAGCAGAUGCUUUGCUUCAUGGCAGGAGCCAAUGCAAUCUUCACAGGCGAGAAGAUGUUGACCACGGAGUGCAAUGGCUGGGAUGAGGACAAGGCCAUGUUUGAGCGUUGGGGUUUGAGCCCAAUGCAGACAGAGGCUAGCAAAGUCGUCGAAGAGCCCAAAUUUGAGGCUCAGAGCUUUUCGCACCUGCGGGAUGAGGAGAAGACUUCUUCGCAGCCUCAGGUGUAG
This is a messenger RNA of Exophiala spinifera, 1221 nucleotides long. Its product is annotated as biotin synthase. The record is from RefSeq and is a predicted model, not a curated record. The transcript is spliced from 2 exons. Gene Ontology annotation, molecular function: biotin synthase activity; 2 iron, 2 sulfur cluster binding. The coding region runs from base 1 to 1221 and encodes 406 amino acids. Gene Ontology annotation, cellular component: mitochondrion. Lineage: Eukaryota; Fungi; Ascomycota; Eurotiomycetes; Chaetothyriales; Herpotrichiellaceae. Gene Ontology annotation, biological process: biotin biosynthetic process.